Messenger RNA from Prunus armeniaca (apricot), 219 nucleotides. The record is from the annotation of a GenBank genome assembly. Lineage: Eukaryota; Viridiplantae; Streptophyta; Magnoliopsida; Rosales; Rosaceae.
AUGAACUGUUUUAAGGCGGAACUGGCUUUUACAAAAUUCUACAGCAAAAAAUCAACUCUAGAAAGACAAAAGAAGGCUGGAAUUCCAUUUCUGCCUAGACAGAAGUUUCUUAUCCGGGCUGGAUUGGGUAUGCAUGUGCUGGAUUGGAUUGUUCCCAACUUCAAUUGCUCAGCUUCAGCUGCAAAUCAAUACCAAAGUUUGAGUUUGGCAGAGCUUUAA